AUGACGGAUUGGAAUAAUUUUUUAAAAAGAAAUAGAGAAUAUAUCAAAGCUAAGAAUAAAAUAAAGACCCAAGUUGAAAAUAACAGAUUACAACAACUCGGAUUAACGGAAAAUCUACAAACUCUAUUUCAACCCAUAUUAAAAAGUCAAGAAGAUAUUAAAAAGAGACUCGCUAUAGAACCCACGCCUCGUAUAGAACCCACACCUCAUCACCCCAAAGCGAUUGAAUAUAGUGGUGUUAUAAUUAGGACAGUAGAUGAUGUAAAACGUCUUUUUUCAAACCCUAGCCCAGAAUUACCAAAAAGCAUUUCACCAAUCAUUGAUGAAGCGGGUUUGUUGUUCAAUGGUUUUAGAAUAAGAUUUAGGACAAAUACCCCCGAAUUUAUAAUUGAUACAAAAGAUUACAUAUACACAUUAACGAGAGGGUUAAUAGAUUUAAUGAAUGGCGAGGACGUUGAAAUUGCCGAUUAUAAGGAUUUAGUAGCAUACUCAAAAUUUCUAGAUGCAAUAAGAAAGUCGGGACCCGAAUUCGAUGAUAUGGUGGCAUCUGGACAAGGUAUAACGUUUUUAUCCGACGACAAUAAAGAAUUGCUUAAUAGAUUAGAAAUAAUAUUAGCGGCCAUGAAAGAAGGUCAUCGAUCGGACAGACAAUACAACGAAGUCAAUGGCAUAUUAAAACGACUUCUGGAGAAAGAAAUCAUCUCUAAAAAAGACUAUAUAAACGUCAUUAAAAAUGUCCAAUAA
Lottia gigantea (owl limpet) is the source of this 744-nucleotide messenger RNA. RefSeq lists its product as hypothetical. Bases 1 to 744 code for a protein of 247 amino acids. Lineage: Eukaryota; Metazoa; Mollusca; Gastropoda; Lottiidae. The transcript has a single exon. The record is from RefSeq and is a predicted model, not a curated record.